ACUGCUCUUCCCUUUCGUCUCCUUAUUGUUUCUCUCUCUCUCUCUCUCUCUCUCUCCGCUACCCAAAAGAACGAAGCCUUCAACUUGAAGCACACCACUUGAUUUUCUUGUAUUAUCUCUGUCUCUGUGGAUCUGAGUGUGAGAUCCAAAAAAGCCCCAAGAAAUUUUCCGGAAAAAAACUCAUUUUUCUUCUUCAAGUUUUGGUUUUUUUUUUUUUUUUUUUUCCUUAUGCAACUUUUUGUUCUAUACUGAGCAGGAGAAAUAGUGAUCAUCGCCUUGUUUAAGAGUGAAGACUCUCCAAGAUUUUAGCUUUCUCCGCUGACAAAAACUAAGAGCAUCGAUCUGCAAAUUCUGUCUUCCAGCUGCGUUUAGACCCUUCCGUCAUUUCCUUUGGCUGUUCUCUGACUUAAAAAAGAAACAUAUUCAAGUAUAAUCCCUCUUUUUUGUCCAAAAGUUGCGUGCUUUUUUCUACCCCAGAAAAUACUCCUUAAAUUUUGCUUCUUCUUUGCUCAACGUUUUAUCUUCUUUUCUGCCUCUUCUUUGGAUUUCAGAAUGAGGGUUUUUGAAUUAAUGAUGAAUUGAGCUUGGUUUCUCUCCUGGAUACUUUCCUAUUUCAGUGGAAGUUGAGUUCUGCUUUACUGGGUUAAUUGUGGCUGUUGAGCGCUUUCUUUCAGUUAUUGCUUUGAAGAGUUCUGAGAGUUCGCUUUCUUUCAAUUAGUGAUGCAGCCUGAUCAGCGUAGAAAGUCUACUGUAGAUGUGGACUUUUUCACAGAGUAUGGUGAAGGAAGUAGGUACAGAAUAGAAGAAGUAAUUGGUAAAGGGAGCUACGGUGUUGUUUGCUCUGCAUAUGAUACGCAUACUGGAGAAAAGGUUGCAAUUAAAAAAAUCAAUGACAUAUUUGAACAUGUUUCAGAUGCUACCCGCAUCCUUCGUGAAAUCAAACUUCUGAGACUCCUCCAUCAUCCAGACAUUGUUGAGAUCAAGCACAUUCUGUUGCCUCCUUCUCGAAGGAAUACACGUGCUGGUGCACAGAUACUAAGUAGCCUUGUACUCUUAAGUAUCUCUUGUCCACUGACUUUUCUUCUAUCAACUAUUGUGACUUUCUUUCUUUCUUUUCUUUUUUUCUCUUUCCAGUACACACCAGCAAUUGAUAUAUGGAGCAUUGGGUGCAUCUUUGCAGAACUUUUAACAGGGAAACCUCUUUUCCCUGGGAAGAAUGUCGUCCAUCAAUUGGAUCUGAUGACUGAUCUGUUGGGUACACCAUCUCCUGAAGCCAUUGCGAGGGUGCGCAAUGAAAAAGCUCGAAGAUACUUGAGCAGCAUGAGGAAAAAGAAGGCCAUUCCUUUCUCCCAGAAGUUUCCUAAUGCAGAUCCACUUGCACUCCGACUUCUUGAGAAAAUGUUGGCAUUUGAACCUAAGGAUAGACCUACUGCUGAAGAGGCCCUUGCAGAUCCAUAUUUUAAGGGCUUGGCCAAGGUUGAAAGAGAGCCUUCUGCUCAACCAGUUACCAAGAUGGAAUUUGAGUUUGAGAGGAGAAGGAUAACAAAGGAAGAUGUAAGAGAAUUUAUUUACAGAGAGAUUCUUGAGUACCAUCCUAAAAUGCUGAAAGAAUACCUGGAAGGCUCAGAGCCAACAAGCUUUAUGUAUCCAAGUGCCGUGGACCAUUUUAAGAAACAGUUUGCCUAUCUUGAGGAGCACUAUGGAAAUGGUGUAGCUGUACCUCCACCUGAAAGGCAGCAUGCAUCAUUACCAAGGCCAUGUGUGUUAUAUUCUGACAACUCAGUCCAGAAUUCUGUGGAGGUGGCAGAUGAUCUUUCCAAAUGUUCCAUCAAAGAAACUGAGAAAUCACAUAUGGAGAGGAGUUGCGGCAUCCCAAUGACAAGACUUCCUCUUCAAGUUCCUCAAUCGAUCCAAGGAGCUGCAAGACCUGGAAAGGUUGUUAGCUCAGUGUUACGUUACAAUAAUUGUGGAGCAGCAGCAGCAGCGGAAGCACUUGAACAAAGAAGGAUAGCCCGGCACCCAUCUGGCUCAACUCAAUAUAAUGGUGCGGGCUUUUCAUAUCCGAGAAGGAAUCCACCCUGUAAAAAUGAGAGGGGAGAUAACGAAGGUGCUGAAGGUCCCAACGGAUUGCAAUCAAAGUCUCAAUACGUGGUAAGGAAAGUUGCUGCUGCACAAGGUGGAUCUGGAAGUCACUGGUACUGACCACAUGAGAAUUUUGCUUAAUCAGACUCAAAUGGCAUGGUAUUCAACUACUACUACACGACAUCCCAUUUUGAGCAGCUCUCGAAUGGGAUCCAUCGGAUGCUAGUUAUAGAUCUUCUCAGUGCCAUAUAUCAUUGCGGUGCUUAAACAAAAUUAAGUUUGCUACUUAUCUUGGAGAACUUUGGCUUCAAAUUGUUUAUAUCACUAAUUUGAAAGAACGCAACGCAUCCUGGAAGUUGCUGUUGUCCUCGCGUUGCUUCCUGAUCCGGAUCAGUGAUGGGUACCGGAAGACACUCUGAUCACGAAUGUUGAAAGGGCCAAGUAAUUCAUUGAACUUGCAAAGUCUAAUUAUUCCCUUGUUCUUCACAAAAUAGGAGCUAUUUUACCUUUUUUCCCCAAUGUUGUAUCCUAAAGAAAUAUUUGAAGUGCCUCUAUUUUGUUCCCUUUCAGAUGAACAAGUUUAAUGACCAGGAGAAUUAAUGUAAGUUACAAUUUGGCUAAAUGCUAGCAUUUGAUGUUAAGAGGCUGGAAAUUGAUGUUGCAGGAUAAUAUACUGAGUUACAAUUAAAAUGCAUUAA
This is a messenger RNA of Carica papaya (papaya), 2780 nucleotides long. Lineage: Eukaryota; Viridiplantae; Streptophyta; Magnoliopsida; Brassicales; Caricaceae. The record is from RefSeq and is a predicted model, not a curated record.